This is a messenger RNA of Penicillium olsonii, 792 nucleotides long. The record is from the annotation of a GenBank genome assembly. NCBI's taxonomy places the organism in Eukaryota, Fungi, Ascomycota, Eurotiomycetes, Eurotiales, Aspergillaceae.
AUGGGAGACUACGGCGCCGCGGCUCCGCCCUUGCACUCUACUCCGGUAGAGAAUAACCCACCCCAGUCUUCGGCAUCUCCCAACGAGAUCUCCGUCCUGAUCACUGGCUUCGGACCCUUCAAAACCAACCUCGUGAAUGCUUCGUAUCUGAUCGCUUCCUCUCUUCCGUCAUCUUUCAAUUUCUCAUCGCCCGAUGACGCUACGCGUCGAGUCUCACUCCAUGUACACCCCACGCCCAUCACUGUGGCAUACUCUGCGGUUCGAGACACUUUACCCUUGAUUUUGGAAGAGUUUGCAGCCUCGAAUGGCGGUCGCAGACCUGAUCUUAUCAUCCACAUUGGUAUCGCAUCUCCGCGACCACAUUAUUCCGUCGAAACGCUAGCUCAUCGCGAUGACUAUCUAAUCACUGACGUUGACGGACGUGCGGGCUGGGAAGAUGGCGAGAAAAUAUGGAGGCAAAUGGGCCUUCCCCCCAUCUUAAUUCCCGGUCGUGCUACAGAAGACCCAUCAUCUAAAUCGUCCUACCAACCCGACGAGGAGUUCCUAGAUGUAUGGCGCUCGUUUGCUCCCAAUUCCAAUCUCCAAAUCUCGAAGGAUGCAGGUCACUACUUGUGUGACUUUAUAUUCUACACCAGCAUGUCAUUGGCUUUACAGCAGGGUCAUGACCGAAACAUACUCUUCCUCCAUGUUCCCGGGUCUUCCGAGGACGCGGAUAUUGAGCAAGGACGAGAGGUUGCACUUGGCCUGAUUAAGGCAAUGAUCCGAUGUUGGACCGACAAGAAGCAUACAUGA